AUGAGAUUUUCGGAAAGAUCACUAAUUGCGUGUGCAAUCUGCUCCAUUUCGAGUGCUUUCGUACCCAUCAUCCACACGCCCCAGCAUCAAUCGCCACGUACAACCCGUCAUCAAUUCACCAGGAUCUAUGCGGCGGUGUCCUCCGUACCAUCCAAUAGCAUUCCCGACGAAGCGGAUGUGGUUGUUAUUGGAUCGGGACUCGCAGGACUCUCCUGUGCCGCACUUUUAGCCCAUUGUGGCAAACGAGUGGUGGUGUUGGAAUCGCAUGAUGCGCCCGGUGGUGCCGCGCACGGCUGGGAACGCCGUGGGUUUCACUUUGAAUCCGGACCGUCUCUCUAUUCCGGAUUCGCCAUGGAACGUUCUCCAAAUCCUCUCAAAAAUAUCUUUCAAAUCACGGGAGAAGACUGCGAGUGGAUUACCUACGAUCGGUGGGGUACCGUAAUGCCGGAUGGGACCAAGUUUGCCGCCAAAAUUGGACCCGAAGAGUUUCAAGACGUAUUGGAGAGCCAAGGAGGACCGGGAGCACGCGAAGAAUUUGCGGCACUAAUGGAGCGCAUGAAGCCUCUGUCCGAUGCUGCUCAAGCCUUGACAUCGCUCGCUCUGCGGGAAGAUCCAGCCGUUGUCGUUACGCUUCUGAAGUAUCCCCGCGACCUUAUUGCAACUCUGGCACAAGGACAAGCACUGAACGAACCAUUCAAAAACAUCAUGGAUGAAAUGAAGAUCGAAAAUAAGUUUGUCAAAAACUGGCUAGAUAUGCUUUGCUUUCUCUUGCAAGGCUUGCCCGCUUCGGACACAAUGAAUGCGGUCAUGGCCUAUAUGCUCGCCGAUUGGUAUCGACCUGGUGUCACUCUGGACUUUCCCAAAGGCGGAUCCAGUUCUAUUGUCAGUGCUUUGGUUCGUGCCGUCCAAAAGAAUGGGUCUUCCGUUUGCGUCAACAGUCACGUGGAUGAGAUUCUGGUUGAAAAUGGUAAGACUGUUGGAGUCCGACUGACCGAUGGACGCAAGGUGCACGCCACACAAGCCGUUGUAUCCAAUGCAGAUCCGUACAUCAGCAACAAACUGCUCUUAAACGCAAGAAAGUCAGGUCAGCUCAAUAAAGCUGCGACCGAUCAUCUGGACGCUUUAAUAAACACCGACAAAACAGAGGGUGGUAUUGCCGAUUUGAAAUCUUUCAUCCACAUUCAUGCCGGCAUUGAUGCAGCUGGCCUCCCCGAUCAGCCCAGUGCCGACUUUCCUGCACAAUGGGCCGUUGUCCGUGACUGGGAUGCCCCUGAAGGAGUAGAGAGCCCGCGCAACAUCGUUUUGUGCUCCAUGCCUUCGCUUAUUGAUCCUAGUCUUGCCCCUGAAGGCAAGCACGUCUUACAUGCUUACGUUCCUGCCACGGAGCCAUACGCGGAUUGGGCCGGCAUGGACCGCAAGUCGGAAGAAUACACGAAAAAGAAGGAGCAAGCUGCGGAUUUUUUGUGGAGUGCCAUUGAAGAGUACAUUCCGAACGCUCGGGAUCGUGCUGUUCCUGGCACGGUACAGAUUGGAACACCCUUGACCCACGAACGAUUUUUACGACGGACAAGGGGUACCUACGGUCCGCGUGUGGAAGUCGGUGCUGGACAGACUCUGCCCGGUCACAAGACUCCGUUGCCAGGUUUCUACAUGGUAGGAGACUUCACAUUUCCAGGUAUUGGAGUACCCGCAACAGCAGCAUCCGGCGCCAUUGCGGCGAACACGCUAGUGUCGGUGUUUGAUCAUCUCGCAAUGCUCGAUAAGGUCCGUCUCCCGGAAAAGGAACAAAAGUCUUGA
This is a messenger RNA of Phaeodactylum tricornutum CCAP 1055/1, 1797 nucleotides long. It is a transcript of the gene CRTISO4, whose product is annotated as carotenoid isomerase. The record is from RefSeq and is a predicted model, not a curated record. Lineage: Eukaryota; Bacillariophyta; Bacillariophyceae; Surirellales; Neidiaceae. Bases 1 to 1797 code for a protein of 598 amino acids. The transcript has a single exon. Gene Ontology annotation, molecular function: oxidoreductase activity. Gene Ontology annotation, biological process: carotenoid metabolic process.